Messenger RNA from Drosophila busckii, 2001 nucleotides. Its product is annotated as glucose 1,6-bisphosphate synthase. NCBI's taxonomy places the organism in Eukaryota, Metazoa, Arthropoda, Insecta, Diptera, Drosophilidae. The coding region runs from base 78 to 1946 and encodes 622 amino acids. Gene Ontology annotation, biological process: carbohydrate metabolic process; purine ribonucleoside salvage. The record is from RefSeq and is a predicted model, not a curated record. The transcript is spliced from 4 exons. Gene Ontology annotation, molecular function: magnesium ion binding; phosphopentomutase activity.
UUGUUAUUUUAUUUUCUGAAUUUCGUUAUUUGUAGUCUAAGCUUUUCCAUUUCGGCUUGAAUUUCCUAAAUUUCCAAAUGUGCCAGCCAAAGUCGCAAGCCGUAUGUGAGCUCCGGAAUUUGCCAUUGUCCGGCGAUAAAGAGCUGGAUGAACAGAUUAAAAAGUGGAUCAAAUGGGAUCGCAAUCCCGAUACGGUCAAGCAAAUUAUGCAGGCAGUCAAGAACCAAGAGUGGGAUACUCUGCGAUGCCGUCUAUGUAAUCGCAUUACCUUUGGCACGGCGGGUUUGCGCGCUGUCAUGCGAGCGGGCUUCGAUUCCAUGAAUGAGCUGAUUGUGGUGCAAACUGCGCAGGGUCUGAUGACUUAUUUGAAGGAUCAGUAUCCGGAACCGGCCACUUGGGCUGAUCAGGGCAUUGUCGUUGGCUUCGAUGCGCGUUACAAUAGCCAAAGAUUUGCCGAGCUCACUGCCAUUGUCUUUCUCAAUAACGGCUUUCGUGUCUUUCUGUUUAGGCGCUAUGUGGCCACGCCCUUUGUGCCGUAUACAGUGACACGCCUUAAUUGUUUGGCAGGCGUUAUGGUCACUGCCUCACACAAUCCCAAGCAGGACAAUGGCUACAAGGUCUAUUGGACCAAUGGAGCACAGAUAAUUCCACCACAAGAUGAGGGCAUACAGGAAGCUAUAAUGGAGCACUUGGAACCACGUGGCGACUCCUGGGACGAAACUGCGCUCUGUGCCAACGAUUUGCUGGAGGAUCCCUACAACGUCGUGCCCUCCUACUAUGAUGCCUUGAAGAAGGAAAUCUCUUGUCCGCUAAUGGAGAGCAAUGGCAAAUGUCCUUUGAGCUUUACCUAUACGGCCAUGCAUGGCGUGGGCUAUCCCUAUAUACAAAUGGCCUUUACCAAAGUGAACCACAAACCGGUGGUGCCAGUAACACAGCAAGUGGUGCCUGAUCCUGAGUUCAGCACCACGCCCACGCCCAAUCCUGAAGAGGGCAAGGAGUCAAUGGACUUGUCCAUAAAAACAGCCACCGAACAGAAGUGUGACAUCAUACUGGCCAACGAUCCGGAUGCAGAUCGUCUGGCCGUAGCCGAAAUAAGUGAGAAUAAAAAGUUUAAGCUCUUUACGGGCAACGAGCUGGGCGCACUGCUCGGCUGGUGGGCACUGGAGAACUUCAACAUGCGCAACUCUGGCGAGGACAUAAGCAAUUGCGUUAUGAUUGCCAGCACCGUUAGCUCCAAGAUCUUGCGGGCUAUGGCUGCCAUUGAGGGCUUUACUUUCCACGAGACCUUGACGGGCUUCAAGUGGAUGGGCAACAAGGCCAUUGAGCAGAAGCAGGCGGGCCGGAACGUGCUCUUUGCUUUCGAGGAAGCCAUUGGCUAUAUGAUGGGCACUACCGUCUACGACAAGGAUGGCAUCAGCGCUGCUGCGCAUGUGGCCACCAUGGCGUGUUAUCUGCGCAGCAAGAAGUGCAUGACGCUGCAGGAGAAGCUGCGCGACAUCUAUGAGACGUACGGCUUCCAUGACAGCAUCUGCUCCUACGUCAUUUGUCGCAGCCAAUCGACGAUUAAGAAGAUCUUCAAUCGUCUGCGCACCUUCGAUGACGGCCAGGAGAACACUUAUCCCACAUCCGUGCUCGAUGGCGACUACGAAAUCGAGCAUGUGCGAGAUCUCACCACGGGCUACGACAGCAGCACGUCGGAUAAGAAAGCCGUCCUGCCGGUCAGCAGCAGCACCCAAAUGAUUACGUUUACCUUUAAGAAUGGCGUGGUCAUUACUCUGCGCACCAGCGGCACGGAGCCCAAGAUGAAGUACUACGCCGAUAUCAGUGGCAGACCGGAGGACAAGCGUUGGGAGGUACUUUCCGCAACGCUCGCGCGUGUGACCGCCGCCGCUGUCGAUGAGUUCUAUCAGCCGGAGAAGAAUGGCUUGCAGCGCAAGUGCGAAUAAAUUUAUUAAUAUUCCUUUAAAAUGAAAUCACAAGGAAAUAAAAAUACAUUUUAAG